Botrytis sinoallii is the source of this 627-nucleotide messenger RNA. RefSeq lists its product as uncharacterized. Gene Ontology annotation, cellular component: RNA polymerase I upstream activating factor complex. The transcript has 2 exons. Gene Ontology annotation, molecular function: RNA polymerase I cis-regulatory region sequence-specific DNA binding. Bases 1 to 627 code for a protein of 208 amino acids. The record is from RefSeq and is a predicted model, not a curated record. NCBI's taxonomy places the organism in Eukaryota, Fungi, Ascomycota, Leotiomycetes, Helotiales, Sclerotiniaceae. Gene Ontology annotation, biological process: nucleolar large rRNA transcription by RNA polymerase I.
AUGACUUCAAAGGCAUUUUCACAGAAUACUUUCAUCAAUCCAAAUGUUGAAGAAAAAUCAAUAGAGGGGGACAAGGUUUCACGAACAAGAAAACCAUCUGUUUACGACGCUGUUGCAGGUCGGAUUUCCGCAGCAGGUUUCAUUCCUAGGAGUGUGGUUGUCUCCUCAACGCGGGAUACUACAUCGUCCUCUUUAAGCGCUGUGCCUCCCGAAGCUGUGUUGUUUCGGAGCAAAAAUGCGCCCACCAGGUAUGCCGAAUCGGACAUCUAUUUUGCAAAUGAGCGAGAGUCUCCAAAGGGGUUGCCAGACUCCGAUCUGUUAAAAUCACUUCACACCUAUGCUUCAGAUUUCUAUUCGCGUGCAACUGCAGAGGGAGGGUCUAUAGAUUGGCGCAGCAUGGACGAGACGGCUUUGAUAGGACUGGGUAUUUUGAUGGAAGAAGCAUCUCGAGAGAUCCUAGGAGAAACAGGUGACCUGACUUUUACGGAGGGAGAGGAUUUCAAUAUCAAUAUUCUUGGACGCGGUCGACGCUCUCGAACAGGCAGCAUUGUCAGCUCACCCCUAGAAGCUAAAAGGCCCGCUAAGAGAAGACGCGUCCAUGAUGAUCAUGUCAAUGGAUCGGGUUGA